Molecule: messenger RNA, 3269 nt
Organism: Carassius gibelio (silver crucian carp)
Lineage: Eukaryota; Metazoa; Chordata; Actinopteri; Cypriniformes; Cyprinidae
Gene: slc17a9a
Product: solute carrier family 17 member 9a
Exons: 13
Coding region: 1728-2954 (408 amino acids)
Biological process (GO): transmembrane transport
Cellular component (GO): membrane
Molecular function (GO): transmembrane transporter activity
Source: RefSeq, a predicted model, not a curated record
AGUAAUUCACUCAACAUAAUUUCAGUAAUCUCAACAAAUGGGAAUACUCCAUAAGACCAAUAAAAUACAAAAAAAAAAAAAAAAAUUAGUAAAUUGUUGGCCUUCUGGAAGGUAUGUUCAUUUACUGUACAUGUACUAAAUUCUUGGUAGGGGCUCAUUUUGCUUUAUUUACUGCCUCAGUUCGGUGAUCAGUUUGUGGCACUGCUGAGGUGGUAUGGAAGCACAGUUUUCUUUGACAGUGGCCUUCAGCUCAUCUUCAUUGUUUGGUCUCUUGUUUCUCAUUUUCCUCUUGACAAUACCUCAUAGAUUCUCUAUGGGGUUCAGGUCUGGCAAGUUUGCUGGCCAGUCAAGCACACGUCACCAUGGUAGUUUUAGUUUUUGGCAGUGUGGGCAGGUUCCAAAUCCUGCUGGAAAAUUAAAUCAGCAUCUUCAAAAAGCUGGUCAGCAGAAGGAAGCAUGAAAUGCUCCAAAAUGUCUUGGUAAAUGGGUGCAGUGACUUUGGUUUUCAAAAAACACCCCAAUAUGCACCCCAAAUCAUCACAGACUGUGGAAACUUAACACUGGACUUCAAGCACCUUGGGCUAUGAGCUUCUCCACCCUUCCUCCAGACUCUAGGACCUUGGUAUCCAACCAAAAUACAAAACUUGCUCUCAUCUGAAAAGAAGACUUUGAACCACUUGGCAACAGUCCAGUUCUUCUUCUCCUUAGCCCAGGUAAAAUGCCUAUGACAUUGUCUGUGGUUCAGGAGUGGCUUAACAAGAGGAAUACGCCAACUGUAGUUAACUGAAAUUCUUGAAUUAAUUUUGCUUUACAAUCUCGGUUGGUUGUGCAUAUUUUUCUUCCACACUUUUUCCUUCCACUCAACUUUCUGUUAACAUGCUUGGAUACAGCACUCUGUGAACUGCCAGAUUCUUUGGCAAUGAAUGUUUGUGGCUUACUCUCAUUGUGAAGGGUGUCAAUGAUUGUCUUCUGGACAACUGUCAGAUCAGCAGUCUUCCCCAUGAUUGUGUAGCCUAGUGAACCAAACUGAGAGACUAUUUUGAAGGCUCAGGAAACCUUUGCAGGUGUUUUGAGUUGUUUAGCUGAUUGGUGUGUUACCAUAUUUUAAUUUGUAGAGAUAGUUAAUUGGUGGGUUUUUGAUAAGUGUGAGCCAAAUCACCACAAUUAAAAGAACCAAAGACUUAAACUACUUCAGUCUGUGUGCAUUGAAUUCAUUUAAUACACGAGUUUUACAAUUUAUAUUGUUAUAUAUAUGUGUGUGUGUGUAAGAGAGAGUUAGGACUAUCAAGGACUGAACAGAUAAAGUACACGAUUUCUAUGCACACUACACAUCUAUGUUUAUGUAUAAAAAUUUGUAUGUAUACACAUACACCAUUGCACUGGUAAUAUGUUACUUUUACCUCUGUUACUGACAGUGUAUUUACUGUUUGGUGACUGUAAUCAAAUUCUGAGGUUCCAGGAUGGCUGUUUGAAAACACCGUGCUCAGAUACCAUGAUACAUGAUGAAUAUGAGCAUUCAACAAACAGUUUAACUUCCUGGAAAUCGUUGCAAUGUCUACUUUGUCUCUGCAGUCCCCUGGCAAAGUAUUUGCUGGAUGAGUCCAAUCAAUCAAUCAGUAAAUAAAAAUGUACCAUGGCAGUACCGUAAUACUAGUGGAACAAAAGAACUAGUGGUCUUUUGAAAGGUUACUGAUAAUUUUGUGUCACUGGCCCGGACCUGGACCCUGAUGCUUCUGUUAGUCACAUGUCUUCUCUACUGGUCACGGAUGGCCAUGCCAAUCUGUGCUGUCACCAUGGCAAAAGAAUUUGGAUGGAGCAAGUCAGAGACUGGCAUAGUGCUGGGUGCUUUUUUCUGGGGUUAUUGUUUUACUCAGGUACUUGGUGGACAUGCAAGUGAUAGGAUAGGAGGAGAGAGAGUACUGCUGCUGUCCACCUCCUCCUGGGCCGUGAUGACGGCUAUCACUCCCCUUCUGGCCAAUAUUGGACUCCGACCUCUUGUUACCAUGACUGCAACCAGGUUUCUAUUGGGUGUGAUGCAAGGGGUUCACUACCCUUCUCUUGUCAGUAUCUGUGCUCAGCGUGUGACGGAGGGAGAGAGAGGUUUACUGAUGAGCACUCUGGCCUGUGGGUGCUACCUAGGGAUGAUGCUGGUUGGAGGUGUAGGUUCCCUGAUGCUGGACUGGUUUGGAUGGGGGAGUGUGUUUUAUGGAGCUGGUCUCCUUGGUGUUUGCUGGACGUUUUGUGUAUGGAAAUAUCUUCUGCAAGGUCCAAGUCUCUCUCUCGACUCACUGUGGAUCAGCAGUAGUUCUACAUCUGAAUCCUCUAAAGUCAAUUGGCUGAAUCUCCUUAGAGAGCCUAGUGUCUGGGCUAUGAUCAUUGCUCAUCUCUGCUUUAGUAGCACAUAUUACACACUCAUGUCAUGGCUACCAACAUUCUUCAAAGACAUGUUUCCUUAUGCCAAGGAUUGGGUGUUUAAUGUGAUCCCUUGGUUUGUAGCGCUGCCCACUUCACUGUUUGGAGGCUCGAUCUCUGAUCAUCUUGUUAGGCAAGGCUGCGGGACUGCGACUGUAAGGAAACUGAUGCAGUUCUUUGCAAUGGGAGUAGCCAGUGUGUUCAUCUUCCUUCUCUGUAAGACAGACAACUUUAUCCAUGCCGUGGCAUGUGUGUCUGUGGCUGUUGGACUGUCCACAUUUAAUAACAGCGGGGUGUCUGUGAAUGUGCAUGACCAGGCACCAUCAUGUGCAGGAGCCCUGUUUGGGGUUAUGAACACAUGUUCUGCUUUUACUGGUUUGUUGUUGGUGUACAUGUCUGGCUACAUGAUUGAGGUCACAGGUUCCUGGGUGAAUGUGUUCUCAGUCCUGGCUGCGGUGAACGUUAUUGGUGUCACCGUAUUCAUAGCGCUGGGUGAAGCAAAACGAGUUGAUCAGCCUCAGAUGAUCUCAACAUCAUGCUGAAGACAAAUACAAAAACAAAACAGAGACAUAUUGGGGUUUCCUUAUUUGUCAUUUGUAACAAAUGGAUUGAAACUCCUCAACACUUGUGUUUUAUAUGACAUUUUAGAGAGUAUAUAUUUAUUAAAUUAAAUGUGUAUUAAAAUAUUUGGCAGGGCUGGUUGAAAUGUAUGCAGUGAAACACGUUUUAUGUUUUGUAUAACAAAUAUUUAUCUAAAAUUUUAAAUAAUUUAAUCUGAAUUAUUUGAAACACUAGGACAGUUUUUUUGUCAUUCUAUUAAUAUGAUUGGAAUAAUUAAACUGUCUCCGUCUGAAGUG